AUGUCCAAGACAAGAACAGUUAAAUGUGGAAUACCCCAAGGUUCUAAUCUUGGGCCACUUCUUUUCUUAUUAUAUAUAAACGACCUGCCAAACUGCCUGACCUCAUCUUCAGCAAGCAUGUUUGCCGAUGACACAAAUGUUUCAACCAAUGGCAAAACAAAUGACGAACUACAAGAACGCAUUAACGUGGACUUAGAAAAUAUACACCAAUGGUUACUUGCAAACAAACUUACACUUAACAAAGAUAAAACUGAAUACAUGAUUAUUGGUUCAAGACAACGAAUUUCAAACUUAGCACUAACGGACCCUAAAAUUGAGCUUGGUGAAUCAGUCAUUAAACGGGUUCACAAAUCAAAAACUUUAGGCGUAAUUAUUGAUGAACAUCUUUUAUGGAAUCAUCAAAUCCAAAAUAUUGUCACAAAAGCUUCAAAAAGAAUAGGAAUGAUGCGACGAAUAAAACA
Paramuricea clavata is the source of this 461-nucleotide messenger RNA. Lineage: Eukaryota; Metazoa; Cnidaria; Anthozoa; Malacalcyonacea; Plexauridae. The record is from the annotation of a GenBank genome assembly.